Salvelinus fontinalis (brook trout) is the source of this 3236-nucleotide messenger RNA. RefSeq lists its product as uncharacterized. Lineage: Eukaryota; Metazoa; Chordata; Actinopteri; Salmoniformes; Salmonidae. The coding region runs from base 1531 to 3120 and encodes 529 amino acids. The record is from RefSeq and is a predicted model, not a curated record. The transcript has 6 exons.
UCUUGCGAGGGGAUGGUUUGGUUCCAUCGUUGAUACCUAUUGGCCAACUUGGUUUUGGUUUGUUUUGUUGAUUGGGUUGGUUGUCCUUAACAAUGCUUGAAUCCUCUGAAACCAGCGACAUGUGUCUUUGAGUUCGUAAGUAUCUCUCGUCAAUGAAUCGUUCAAGCUCUUCAAUUGAUUCUGAAUCAUCAAAAUAUUCUUAUCCAUUUUGUAUUUGGUAAAGUUUUGUCGUAUUUAUUUGCUUCAUCAGCAUGGAUUAACAAUCAUGGCAUAUUUGUUCAAUCAACACUGAUUUUUCUAUUUUCAUACACUUGCAAUGUAUUAAAAGUACAGUAUAAUGUUAAAUAUCCAACCACCAACCACUUGAUACCUAAGCAUACUGUAAAUCGUAUUGAUUGAUUCUGUAAUUCAUUCCAUAUAGCCUACUUUAACUAGCCUGUUGUCUUCAAUUUUUAAGCGAUUUUUAAACCAACACAUUUUAAUAUUGUAUUGCAUGUUUUAUAUAUUUCUCUAACCCUUUUGUAUGCGAAUUGCCAAUGCCAAUAAACCAUCAUAAAUGACGUUUUUUCCAGUGACAUCGCGUAAAAAUGUUACAGGAUCUGUAUUCAUUAGGAAGAAAUAGGAUUGGCCAGGGGCAAAUGAUACAACAGGAUAAAUAAAUGUGCUCAGAAAUGUACGACGCUGUGCGCAAUAAGGAACGUGUCACCAUAGAAAUAGAAUCUAUAUUAGAAAUUCCAUGCUCGUCACAAUGUCCUAUAACAUACAUUUGAAUUCCAAAUUCUAUGUGUAUUACUCAGAGGUUAAUUUAUUCACAAUCACAACCAACCUACAGUAAAUCGAUAGCAAACGCGAAUUCUUCCUUCAAGUCAAUCAAAACAUCGUAUAUUUUUCCCUGUUCUCAGUAAGAAAAUGCUCAAGAGGCAAUUCUGUACACUGAAAGCCCAGGGAAGGAUCCCACUGGACCUCCCUCUGAGACCAAUGAAGGCCUGGCUCCUGGCAGGGAAAAGAGUCUUCUUGGAGUGAGUGCAGUGUUCUCAGACUAUUUUUGAAUUGUACAAAACAUUAUACUUCAAGGUAACUUGAGUUUAUCACAUCAUUAGACAAGUGUAAAUGAUAACCCGAAUGUAUCAAAAUAUAUCAGAUGACAGCAAUAGUUUGAUAGAUAGUGUAGACAGACAUAGUCUGAUACAUUUCAAUAUUCACAUGAAGGCGUGAGACAGAGACAUGGAAGAGAUGGAGGAAGGUCUGUGUAGCUGAAUUGGUGAGGACUAUGUAGAGCAAACAGUACACCCACUGUAAAGCACUUAAGAUAUCAGCUAGCUCAUUUUUGUACCCAAAGAGAGAAACAGUUGUAAUUUUUCCCAACAUUUCAAUGAUGGACCAGUGUCCAGUCUCACCUGAUACAUCAACGGUCUGUUAAUUACAUAUUAUGUUGUUACAUAGACUUGGGAUGCAAAGAGGGGCCUGGAAUUACAGGAGACAGAGAGAGUUGUCCUGGUCAGUUGCCAGAGAGUUCAGGAUGAAUUAAGGAUGUCCGAUGUCACCGUGGACACGGCGCCCAACGGAGCCAUCCAGCUUCUGAAAGAGGAGUGUUGGAAGUUGAACUUCUUGCAUCUAAAGGAUGAGACAUGCCAGGCCACUGAGCUCACUGAGCUGUAUGGACAUUCUGAGACCUCUUCAAAGGAACCUCUAAUUGAAGAGAAAAGUCCAAAGACCAAGUGCCCGGCCAGUGUCGCUAGGGCUGCUGACAUUCACAACACCAAUGAGGAGGCUUCAGAGGAGUCUCCGAAUAACGAUGUGGUGGACUUUCAGGAUGAGCUGCUGGCCCUGGUCAGUGUGGAGAAAGGGGCUGCUGGAGAUGGAAAGGUCCUCAGCAAGGUGGUGAAGCCCAAAGGGUGUCUGAAGGAGAGCUGCAAAGAUCAGCUAACCCCAAAAAUCUAUGAUAUGAUUACGGAACUACCAAAGUCCUAUUUCGGAUCCACUGAGAGCCUUCCUGAGAUGUGGAGCAGAGGUCCAAAGGUGUGCAGUGGAGUGCCUGAGGUGUCAAAUGCAGUGGGAGAGGUGUCCAGUGACACAAAGACGACAGAAGCUGCUGACGACCUUCUGGACACUGGAAAUGUCCUGAGUAAGGCGGUGCAGCUAUCCACCCAGAGCCAUCCUGAGGUGUGCAAUGGAGAGGCUGAGCUGUGCAGCGGUCCUGAGGUGUGCAGUGGAGUGCCUGGGGUGAGCAGUGGAGGGCCUGGGGGUUGCAGUGGAGUGCCUAUGGUGUGCAGUGGAGUGCCUGAGGUGUCAAACGCAGUGGAAGAGGUGUCCAAUGACACAAAGACGACAGAGGCUGCUGAAGACCUUCUGGACACUGGAAAAGUCCUCAGCAAGGUGGUGAACCCCAAAGGGUGGAUGAAGCAGGACUGGGAAGAUCAGCUGACCAGAGACUUCAAUGAUAUGAUCGCAAAAGUCCCAAAGUCCUAUUUCGGAUCCACCGAGAGCCUUCCUGAGGUGUGCAGCAGAGGUCCUGAGGCGUCAAACGCAGUGGAAGAGGUGUGCAGUGACACAAUGAAGAUAGAGGCUACUGGAAAUCUUCUAAAAACUGGAAAUGGCCUAAGCAAGGUGGUGCUCCUAUCCACUGAGAGCCGUCCUGAGGUGUGCACUAGAGUGCCUGAGGUGUUCAGUGGAGGUCCAGAGGUAUGCAGUGAAAUGCCUGAAGUGUACAGUGGAGAUUCUGAGGUGUGCAGGGAAUGUCCUGAGGUGUUCAGUGAGGUGCCUGAGGCACCAAAUGCAGUGGAAGAGGUGUCCAGUGAUUCAAAGACAGAGGCUGCUGAAGACCUUCGGGACACUGAAAAUGUCCUCAGCAAGGUGGUGAGAUCCAAAGGGUGGCUGAAGGAGGGCUGGGAAGAUCAGCUGACCAAAGACUUCAAUGAUAUGAUUGCAAGACUCCCAAAGUCCUAUUUUGCAUCCAACGAGAGCCUUCCUGAGGUGUGCAGCGGAGUGCCCGAGGUGUCGAACGCAGCGGAAGUGGUGCGCAGUGACACAAAGAAGCAGAAGAAAAAUGGCGUUCUACGAUUCUUCCGACGUGUGUGGAAGUUCUUCACAUGCACCAACAGCCUCCCCAAAGAGCAGUGACUCAAGCACACACAACUCAGGGCCAAACUUUCUCCACCAUCUCCCCCUUUCCUUCCAACUGCCUAUUUUUAAUAAUACAAAUAAAGGGGAUCUGAACCACAACAAAAAAACUGUUU